AUGGCCGAUGUGCUAAGCGUAAUUGCAAGCGGCGUCGCCGUCGCCCAAUUGGCGGGCACGGCGGGCGGCGCGGUGCUGAAGCUCAAACGGCUCUGGGACCAGGUCAAGGACGUGCCCGAGACAAUCCGAGAUCUCAUGGAGCAGAUUGACUGUCUGGAUCCCGCCCUGUGGCAGGCCGAGCAGCAGUUUGCGCAAAACGAGUUGCCCCAAUUACUCUGGAACGACGAAGCGGCCGUUCGAAGCGUGACCUACUGCCGCAAGGCUCUGGGCAAGCUGACUGAGCUUGUCAACGACCUCGACGUACAGAUCAACACCAGCCGCCGGGUGUCGAAGAAGGUGGCCCGCAUCAAGGUUGCGCUCAAAAAGGAUGAGUUGAACAAGCUGGAGCGGCGACUGGAUAAUGCUGUUCGGAUGCUCCAAGCUGCACAGCAGGGCUAUAUCAUAACACUGUUGAAGCUCCAGCCUGACAUUAUAGUGGGAAAGUUCAUGUCAUGUAUCGAAGCUGCUAAAUCCGCAAGCAACUCAGGGACCAUAGUGGAAAUUGACCCACAAGAUGACCGAAAGGAGGUCAAGACCUACUCGAUCCAGCGGAAAGUGACCAGGAAACCUUUGAAGUCUCCCAGCGCUGUGGCCGGUUUCAGAAUUGGGAGUUCGUCAGAGGGAUUAUCUGCUGGGUUCCGCCCUCCUUGGUGGCUGUUUGGUGUCACUUGUGCAUUCGAAUUUAACGCGCGUCGGUCCCUGGCAGGAUGGGAUAUUCGCUUGCGGACGUAUGCCGUAGUACCUUACAAUACCCCAAUAUGGGCUGCCAUGUCUGGAGGUCAUGUCGAACGCGCGCGAGCAAUUUUCGAUAGUCGCCAAGCAUCCCCGUUUGAUGUAGAUGAACUCGGAAGAAGCCUGCUAUUCAGGGCAAUUUACUGGUGCAGCCCAGCUAUUCUUGAGCUCAUCUUGAACCUUCAUGUCUUUUCAGAGGAAGAAGUCGCUCAAAAUAUUGUAUCAUCGAUUCACACUUUUAGUUAUUUAAAUUCUUUCGCCGAAUUGAAAAAUACUACAUUGAAAAACAACUGCAACAUGUUGAUUUCAAAAGGGUUUCUUGCUAACUUUGCUGGUUAUGUUGAAAGCACGAAGCAUUGCAACUGUUGUUUACUGGAUGAUUGGGAUAUGUUUCAACUUGUUCAGCCUAUCUUUUGCCCAAAUCAUCAAGCUACCACUUUAACAUCACGAAUGAAGAGGUUUAAGUAUAGAAUAUGUCAUAAUUCGGCGGUGUCACGUUUUGUCAUUGGAUGGGACUCGGUCUUAGACAGCGACGGCAACUUGAGCUGUAGCGAAUCCACUCAAGCUUCUCUUUUGCACACAGUGGCCAGAAACGUGUGCUGGGUAGAAGUGUUGCCGAUGCAUCCGAGUUUUGAGGAUUAUGAAUCCAAAAAGAAAGAAUAUCAACCGUUUGCAGUUCAAGUUGUGAAGGGAACAAAGGACCUUCAUCGGCUGGAGAGCAGCAUCAAUUUCUAUAAGCUCCACACGCCACUGACAUAUGUGAUACUGGGACUUUUGCUCCAGCCGCCUUUUCCAGCGGUCCUUAAAUGGACACGCUCAGAAGUGGAGGCCAUUCUAGUAAGAAGGCUUCGUCAGUGGCUCAUGAUACUCCAAGAUGCUGGAGUCAACAUUGCUGCGUACGGACGACGGGAAGACGAAUUAUUACGUGGCAUCUCACCUGGGUUCCCGAGACGAAUUUCCCGAACAGCCAGGGCAAGAUGCAUGCCAGGUCAAAAAUCUUCUAGCCAUUCAUUUAUAUCUCGAAAAAACGCAUGGAGUUAUCAUAGCCGUCUCUUGGGCUUCAAAACAGGCCCGAACAUCGAGGACUGGGGAGUCUGGAUGACAGAACCAACUGAUCGUUUUGCUGGGCACUUCUGGACCAUGAUUGAAGCAUCACAAACACCUCAUCAUGUACCAGGCGCUUGGGUCGAUAGCGAAAACGACAACGACUCUUUAUAUUGGUCGUCGGACGACGAUAUUGACGAGGUUGACUCGUCGUUAUAUUCGUUAGACGCUGAUGAAUGA
Truncatella angustata is the source of this 2055-nucleotide messenger RNA. RefSeq lists its product as uncharacterized. Bases 1 to 2055 code for a protein of 684 amino acids. The transcript is spliced from 4 exons. The record is from RefSeq and is a predicted model, not a curated record. NCBI's taxonomy places the organism in Eukaryota, Fungi, Ascomycota, Sordariomycetes, Amphisphaeriales, Sporocadaceae.